Messenger RNA from Cornus florida, 1992 nucleotides. RefSeq lists its product as uncharacterized. The transcript has 6 exons. NCBI's taxonomy places the organism in Eukaryota, Viridiplantae, Streptophyta, Magnoliopsida, Cornales, Cornaceae. Bases 204 to 1742 code for a protein of 512 amino acids. The record is from RefSeq and is a predicted model, not a curated record.
AAUUGGUUAGGAUCUAGGACUAAUGAGUGGGUGCAUGACAUACGAACACUGCCUAAUCUACAAUUCUGUUCCCCAAAACGUGAACCCAGUUUCAGACCGUUGACAGUCGAUCUAACACCAUCUAAAACCCUAGAAACAAUUAACAUUCAUUCAUCGUCUUCUUUUACUUUCUAUAUCUCUCUGUACAUAAUUUAUAUCCAUAGAUGCAUAUAUAUACUACGAGAAUGCAGUCUCCAUGUAUCGGCGUCUGCAACAAUUUCACGGGCUCACACCAACAAUUUAUGGGGUUUGGCACUCAUCACUCUCUCUCUUCUUCAAACCGGACCUUCUUGCCCUCUAGAAGGUCCUAUCCACGUCUUUCGUGCAGUUUCAGUAACGGACGCAAUCGAAGCCCUAAUCGCGAGAAGUCUAGACAGAGGAACAGCGGUGGUGAUGGUAGAGAGAGAGUGAAGACUAAGGGCAAGGACAAUGUGUGGAGUGUCGAUAAUGACAUUGCCAAGGCGGAGAAGGAGAGAGGGCAUCGGAGGAGGAAGAGAGGGAGGAGGGUGAGGACUGUGGGGAAGAGGUCUAAGGGUGAUAGGGUUAUGGUGUCUGGAGCUAUGUUGAUGGAGGUUGAGACUGUUCUGCAAACUCAGGAACCUGUAAUCCGUCCAGUAUGGAAUACAUUUGCAAGCAGUAUCAGUGGAAUUUGGAAGGGAGUGGGAGCAGUAUUUUCUCCCAUCACUGCUGAAAUGGAGCCAAUUGAGAUUGGAAAGAAGAAUGAAAACUUAUAUGACUGUUAUACUCUUUCACGAAUUGAGGCAGUGCCAUCCCCUCGUGGAGAGCAGAAAUCUCAAAUCCAAAAAAGAAUAAAUUGGGUCACAUUGAAUCCUUAUGGUGAAAAUAAACGGCUGAACAGAGGCAGCAGUAGAAGUGAAGGAAAUUCUACAGAUGAAGAUGCAAAGGAGACAUUUCAUGGAAGUCUGGCAAAUCAUGUUUUGCCAAAAUAUGAGUCUUUUGACUUUGGGAGAAGUGAUGUGAUGGAAGAAGAUCUCAUGGGCAUGGAGCCUGGUCUUGUUUACUUCGAGGAUGGAUCUUUUUCCAGGGGCCCUGUUGAUAUUCCGGUUGGUGAAGUUGAUGAGUCCCAGUAUUAUCUGUCACCAACUUUAAAGUUUGAGCAAUGUUUGGUCAAAGGUUGCCACAAAAGACUGCGCAUUGUUCACACUAUAGAAUUCAGUAAUUUGGCCUCAGACAUCCAGAUAAUGAGGGUUGCUGUUUAUGAAGAAGAGUGGGUCAGUCCUGCUAAUAUCCCCGACCAUAGUGACAUUGAGUUUGAUUUGAAGCCAUUUUCUCAGAGGAAAAGAAUUCAACCAGCAGAGCUGACUGGAUCCUGGAAGGUGUUUGAGGUGAGUGCUUUCCCAAUCUAUGGUGAGGAGAUGGUAACAGAGGAAAGCAACAGCACCCCUUAUGUAUACCUGUGCACAGAGACCUUAAAGAAGAGAAGCUUGCCUGAGAAUGCAGUUCAUUUUGGAGAGGAAGAGGCGCAAGAUAUGCAGGACAUGGCCAUUCUGUGGCUGCCAGGAGGUGUCACUGGCUAUGUUGACGUAAAUAAGGACGGCACCCUAUGUAUUGGGGUUGGUUGGUACUCUGACGAAGGAGUCAACCUUGUCAUGGAGAGGGAUUAUGGAAUAGAUGGGAAGCUCAAGGAGGUUCGAUGGAAGACUGAAGUGAAGAGAAGGUGGUCAAACCCAAUCCCAGAGUAAAUUAUCUUAAAAUGUUUUUGUUUGUCUGCUAAUAGUGUUGACUGUACAUGUCUGAGUUAAAGAAAACUAAGAAAUGAUGGGGCAAAUUUAACGCUUUGUUAAUAAUUGUGUUUAAUCGGCCAGAACUUUGCAGCUCUGUAGGCGGUCCUGUCCAUUCCUUGUGUAAAUUCUCUUUAAAAGUUUCCAUUUGUUAUGUUACCAAGGAUCUGCAGCAAAUGUUGAUAUAUGAUAACCGAGUGUUGACAGCCAA